GACUUCCAAAUAAUUAUAUCAACGAGGGCGGGAAGCCGUUAAAGCAAGCCGUUGGACUUCUCUACCGCCAAUACAGACGCCAUUACUGCUGAGAAUUGCUCGUUCCUGUCCUACGUAUUGAACGCCUGUGAACACACGUAAUUUAGGUAUAUUGGUCUUGCAUGCUCAGAUAUGCAAGCUAAGUACCGUGCUGCAUCCAUGCGUGCUGCGUUGCCGAAACGAUUGUCAAAGUCUGCUUCGUGUUUAAGGUUUUCAUACACCCUGAGAGCCAGCGUCUUCCAUAUUACAACGGUCGACUCCUAUUGCCAGUCAUGAAUCCAUACUCAAAGGAGCUCACCAUAGCCUGUCUAGCGGUACAACGGGCUGCCAUACUUACUAGAGAUUUACUCUCCAUCGUCGACAAAGGUGCCCUAGAAAAAGCAGAUCUUUCACCUGUCACCGUUGGGGAUUUUGCGACCCAGGCACUCCUCAUCAGUGCUCUGCAUUACAACUUCCCGUCAGACCACUUUGUCGGUGAAGAGUCUGCAGACGAACUUCGAAAGAAACCUGCACUGCUCAAAAGAGUAUGGGAGCUCGUUCGCAAUACACAUCUUGACGAUGCUGAUGAAGUGUUCCUUCCGCAUCCGUCCUCCCUGGAUGACAUGCUACGUCUGAUUGAUCUAGGAGGCGCUGGUCAAGGUGGACGCGAGGGCCGAACCUGGGUGUUGGAUCCAAUUGAUGGAACAGCUACAUUCAUCCAAGGUCAGCAAUAUGCUAUCAAUCUUGCCCUGUUAGUCCGCGGAGAACAGCAAUUGGGCGUCAUUGGAUGCCCGAACCUCCCGGCAACUCCUGGCACCAUUGAGGAGACUAGGGUCGAUACAGAUGGCCAUGGCUGUCUGCUCUCCGCCAUCAAAGGGCACGGGGCGUAUAUUCGGCUGAUGACAACUGGAAUGCUUUCGCCGGCAACAUUAAUUCAGAAACAUGCCAACAGUGUCAAAGUUGAAGACAUCAAAGUCACAGAAUGCACGACAACAAGCUCAAUGGUCCUCUCUCUGCAUCGAGAAGUCUUUGAUCGGCUCGGUGCGGCCUGGCCCGGCACUGAUCUGUGGUCAUCGCUAAUGAAGUAUGUUGCUCUGACGAUCGGCGGCUGCAACGUUAACGUGCGGAUUGUGAAAAGUCAGAGCUAUAAGUCUUGUAUUUGGGAUCAUGCAGGAGGGCAAUUAAUCUUCGAAGAGGUCGGCGGGAAGGUUACAGAUAUAAACGGGAAACACAUUGACUUCGGUCUAGGAAGACAGAUGUCUGCAAACUUUGGUUUAGUCUGCGCGCCUGCCAACCUCCACGCGCAGAUUCUGAAGGUGGUCCAGGAAGUGAUAGCAGCAGAGCCACAUAUGGUGGCGCCAUAAAUAGCUAUUUCCACCUUGUACCGUUGGAUCGUCUCGAGUAGGCGGAAAACCAUAUAUUGACCCUUUGACAACAUAUUCACACGAUCCCUAAGAUAGUCCGAUCUAAAGCUCAAUCCUUUAGGCAGUGCAGGUUAUGAAGCAUACGCCCAGUCAUACAGUCUUGGUUGAUCUUCCUAGGUCCUCAGCAUCGGAUAAACAAAGUCUC
Molecule: messenger RNA, 1587 nt
Organism: Pseudovirgaria hyperparasitica
Lineage: Eukaryota; Fungi; Ascomycota; Dothideomycetes; Acrospermales; Acrospermaceae
Product: myo-inositol-1-monophosphatase
Exons: 1
Coding region: 312-1382 (356 amino acids)
Biological process (GO): sulfate assimilation
Molecular function (GO): 3'(2'),5'-bisphosphate nucleotidase activity
Source: RefSeq, a predicted model, not a curated record